Molecule: messenger RNA, 1879 nt
Organism: Astrephomene gubernaculifera
Lineage: Eukaryota; Viridiplantae; Chlorophyta; Chlorophyceae; Chlamydomonadales; Astrephomenaceae
Source: the annotation of a GenBank genome assembly
CGCAUCGGCUGGUGCUCCCUCAAGGACAGCGGCGCCGCCGAGCCAGCUGGUGGCGGCAUUCAGAGGCUGCUGGACAGGCUGCCUGCCUCGCUGCGGGAGCUGGUGCUCUGCCUCCACUCGCCUUUGGGCCCGCGGACGAAGGUCACGGUGGAGUUCGACCCUGAUGGCUGCUUUAAUAACGUUUCACUGUCGGAGGGCGCGGUCCUGAUCAGCGCAGAAGAGUGCACCUGGCUGGCCCGCAUGCUGCUGUCCAACCGAGCAGCCCGGGGGCGGCAGCUUGGAUGCCUGCGCGUGUGGGAACUGACCGUGAAGGAGGCGGUGCUGUUCGAGACCCCGGAGCAGCUGCAGCCACUGCGGGAGCUGGCGGGGCGCUUUGCUGGCGUUGAGCUUAAGAGUCUAAGGCUGUGCGGCGCGAAGCCUGACACUGUCACAAACAGUCUUGCGACAUGUGACGUCCUCGGGAUCCCUGAGCAAGUGCGAUUUGCACCCGCUACACAACCGGGUCCAUCGCUAGGCAUCCGGCUUCGGGGGCCUGGGGUGCCGGCUCCGCUGGCGCCUCCACAGCCCGCUGCACCAGCACAGCUGCAGCCGGCGUCACCACAGCAGAAGGACCAGCACCCAACACCGGCUGCAGACGUAGCUGCAGGCUUAUUCAGGCGGUUGGCGGCGGCCCGUGGACGGAUGUCUUGCUUCAUGAUGCUGCACGGGCCCUUCAUGGAGAUCCUCUUGGAGCUGCAGGAGCCGCUCACAGCGUUCUUACGCAGCCUAGAGGAGCCCGCACUGCCGUUGGUUGGGGGCGACUCGGGCUCCUCUCGCCCCUUUGUGGCCUACCAGAGGCUCCCGGCAGCGUCUGCGCUGCUGGUGGAGUGCUGCAACCCGAAUGUGUUGGCCGUCACGGCGGUGUCGGCAGAGGCCAUGGUGAAGGGGGGCCACAAGGCGAGUGCGCUGCAGGUGGUGCCGCUGAAGAUGAAGUCGGAGACGUACAUGCAGUCCUCCUUCGGCACGGACCUGUACAAGGAGGCUUUGCAGCAGGAGCUUGAGGCCAUGUGGGGCGACGCGGGCGCCCGGCGGCUGUGGGGCGACCGGGAGUGGCUGCGGCAGCUGCUGCAGGCGGGCGGGCAGCUGGGGGAGCUUCCGCCGGCGGUGAAGCUGCAGGCUGCAUGACGAGGUUGGAGGGCAUUUGCUCGCGGAGGGAAGAAAUUUCGGAGUGAAGAACCAGGUAUAAAGGCGUGUGACGGGGCCUGCUGAAUGUGAGACAGCUGUAUUCAGAGGAUGGUAGUCGGUAGCACAUUGGAUCAGGCAAGUCCAUGGGGACUGGUCAAACCCUAAACUUCGUCCGAGCGUAGCUGCACCUGGCAGGUGCUAUGGGUGCAUCUUUGCAGGUUAGGUUAGCAUCGACCCCAUCCCAACACCCUAUUAAAUCUUGUGUCGUAGCAGCUGCAGUAUGCACAGCUAUACCUUACGUAUGUAUUGUCGUAAACCCCGGGGGAGCUGCCGCCAGAGGUGAAGCUGCGUGAGGACGCAAGGCCGGCUUAGUACUGCGCAGGCGGGCAUGGGGGUGUGAUGUAGGCAUAUGCGAUUGCGCGUUGAGUACAUAUAUAGCUGCGGCGGCUGAAGAGAAUUGAGAAGGUUGCACUUGCAUGGUGGUGAUCACUCUUGUGACAAGUGUCGGUGCAAGUAAGGGAUCUGCUGGCGCUAAUAUCAAACGAAUUUGAUGUUACUCGCAUCUGUGGUUGCAUAACAUCAUUUCCAAUUGUUUUUGUUCUAUGUCAUGUAUGCGAGUUGUAUGCAUACAGGACGUUGCGUAAUGCAAGGGUGUCGCAGGUAGGGAUGUGUUAGUGAGUACCGCUCACUACUUCUGUUGGUAUGUAAAUUCGAG